UGCGCGCACACUCUCCACGCCGCCAACAGGGAUGCAUCGAGGGCGAAGCGCAGCCUGAAAAAUGGCCCCGACUCCGCGCGUCUUGUGGAUCUAUCCUUCCCUUUUCCUGCUCACGUCCUCGGUGCUUUUUCACCUGUUGUCGCUGUGUGGAGCCUUAAGGAAUUACCCGGACAAUGAAGUUACGUUGCUGGACUCCAUGUCAGCCUUGGCCGACCUGGGCUGGGAGGCUUAUCCUAAUGAAGGGUGGGAGGAGAUCAGCGUGAUGGAUGAGCGGAACACCCCGAUGAGGACGUACCAGGUGUGUAAUGUCAUGCAGGCUAAUCAGAACAACUGGCUGCGGACGCGCCACAUCAGUCGGGAAGGAGCGCAGCGUGUUUACAUCGAGAUCAAAUUUACCCUGCGCGACUGCAACAGCCUGCCCGGCGUCCCCGGUACCUGCAAAGAGACAUUCAACAUGUACUACUAUGAGUCGAACAACGCCAACCUGUGGUUCAUCAAGGAAAGUCAGUAUGUCAAGAUCGAUACUAUUGCUGCAGAUGAAAGCUUCACGCAGGUGGAUGUUGGCGACCGUGUGAUGAAGCUAAAUACAGAAAUGCGCGACAUCAGCAACCUAAGUAAAAAAGGCUUCUACCUGGCCUUCCAGGACCUGGGCGCUUGCAUCGCUCUGGUUUCGGUCAGGGUCUUCUACAAGAAGUGUCCACUCACUGUGCUUAAUUUGGCCCAGUUCCCUGACACGAUAACAGGGGGAGACACAGCCCUGGUCGAGGUGCACGGAGCAUGUGUGAAUGCCUCAGAGGAGUUUGAGGCUCCAAAGAUGUACUGCAGCGCAGACGGAGGCUGGCUGGUUCCUAUCGGGAGGUGUGUGUGUAAACCGGGCUUCGAGGAGAACAAGGACAUCUGCCAAUCAUGCCGACCUGGAACCUACAAGGCCUCGGCCACAGACGCCUACUGCAACAAAUGUCCUCCUCACAGCUCGUCUCCUCAUGAGCAAGCCACGGAGUGCAUUUGCGAGAAAGGCUUUUACCGGGCCGACAGCGAUCCACGCUCGAUGGCGUGCACACGUCCCCCAUCUGGUCCAGAAAACCCGAUCUCCACAGUGAACGAGACCUGCGUCACCCUGGAGUGGUCAUCCCCUCGAGACACAGGAGGACGCGGGGACAUCACUUACAGCCUUCAUUGCAGGAAGUGCUCUGGCGAGGGCAAACAGUGUGUACCCUGUGGAAGCAGUGUCCACUUUGUGCCCCGACAAUUUGGCCUCUCAUCCGCCACUGUCAUCGUCACCGACCUGCAGCCAGACUCCAACUACAGUUUCAUCAUCGAGAGCCAGAACGGCGUGUCAGACUUGAGUCCAGCGCCGAAAGGAAGAGCAGUGAUUAAUAUUACCACAUCGCAGACUGUGAGUGUUGUGUUGAAGGAGAGGCGCAGCAAGGACAGCGUGACCUUGGCCUGGCAAGGCCCAGAGAGACCCAAAGGUGCGAUAGUCGAGUACGAGGUCAUCUACUAUGAGAAGAACCAGCGGGAGCAGAACUACACUGUUUUAAAAACUCGAUCCAACAUGAUGACAGUGGACGGGCUUAAACCAGGCACCACCUACGUGUUCCGGGUCAGGGCUCGAACUGACGGUGGAUACGGCAGCUAUGGUGGAGAAAUUGAACUGGAAACGAGCCAUGAAGACGUCUUUGCUAUUGGAGACCCGAACCAGACCACCAUCCUGGCCAUAUCCAUCUCAGGUGGCGUCGUUCUCCUCAUCUUCCUGGUGACAUGCUUCGUCGUUAGCGGAAGGCACUGUGGAUAUAUCAAAGCCAAGCAAGACCCUGACGAAGAGAAGAUGCAGUUCCAGCAUGGUCGAGUCAAGCUUCCUGGCAGUAGAACUUACAUCCAUCCUCACACCUAUGAAGACCCCAACCAGGCUGUCAGAGACUUCGCCAAAGAGAUCGAUGCUACCAAUAUUCGCAUCGAGAGAGUUAUUGGAGCUGGAGAGUUUGGAGAAGUGUGCAGCGGGCGGCUACGAGUGCAAGGAAAGCGAGAGAUCUACGUGGCCAUCAAGAGUCUGAAGGCAGGCUACUCCGACAAACAGAGGCGGGACUUCCUGUCAGAGGCCUCCAUCAUGGGACAGUUUGACCACCCAAACAUCAUCAGGCUGGAGGGAGUCGUCACAAAAUGUAAGCCGGUGAUGAUCAUAACAGAGUUCAUGGAGAAUGGAUCACUGGACACCUUCCUCAAGAAACACGACGGCCAGUUCACAGUAAUCCAGCUGGUCGGCAUGCUGCGUGGCAUUGCCUCAGGCAUGAAGUACCUGUCAGACAUGAGCUACGUUCAUCGGGAUCUCGCUGCACGAAACAUCCUGGUCAACAGCAACCUUGUGUGUAAGGUGUCUGACUUUGGCCUGAGUCGGGUUCUGGAGGACGACCCAGAGGCUGCAUACACCACUAGGGGAGGGAAGAUCCCCAUCAGGUGGACCGCUCCCGAGGCCAUUGCCUACAGGAAGUUCACCUCAGCCAGUGAUGUGUGGAGUUAUGGUAUCGUCAUGUGGGAGGUGAUUUCAUAUGGCGAGAGACCCUACUGGGAGAUGUCCAACCAGGAUGUAAUAAAAGCAAUAGAUGAAGGCUACCGUCUUCCUGCACCAAUGGACUGUCCAGUGGUUCUGCACCAGCUCAUGUUGGACUGCUGGGAGAAGGGACGCAGUGAGCGACCCAAGUUUGGACAGAUCGUCACAAUCCUGGACAAGCUCAUCAGAAACCCUGCCAGCCUAAGAGAGCUGGCUAACAGCCCAGCAGGCGAGGAGCUGACCACUCCAGAAUUCAGUGUGAGCACUGUGGAUGAGUGGUUGGAGGCCAUCAAGAUGGGCCACUAUAAGGAUAACUUUUCCAGCGCUGGAUACAUCAGCUUGGACUCAAUACUCUACAUCAGUGUCAGUGAAUUGGCUAAAAUGGGGGUGACUCUAGCCGGCCACCAGAAGAAGAUUUUAUCCAGUGUGCAGAGCCUGCAGACCCAGGGGACACAUGUGCAAGUAUAACACUCUUCACAUUAACACACAUUGAGCGAGCACCAAGGGUUUGGAUGCCCAUGUUAAGAUUUUCCCCACUAAAAUGGAGACUGGAUACGCCAUUUUUUUAUUUACGCCGUUUUAACAGUCACUGAGUUGGAGGACAACAUGGACGAUUGCCUCGUUUACAUUCUUACACCAUUCUUCCCCCCCUCAAUGGACACUACCAGCUUUGGAGUCCCCAGCAGCAACACAACCACCAAUACAGACCAACAUCUACAGCAUCAUUCACAUUGCAACAGCUAAAAAAAAGGAAAAAAAAGGACUCAGAAAGGAAGGACAAGAAAAUAGAAUCUAAUUCUCAUGUGAUGUUUACUGUUGGUUUUGUUGUAUUCUUGUUUCUGCUUUCACCUUGAAGAGUUGAAGCGAUGCCACGAGUACAUGUAAUUUACAGUAUAUGUGUAGAUGUAUGUUUAUAGGUGGGGUUGAAUCCCACACCCGUAUAGAUGGACCUAACGUUUGUUUUGGUUUCAAGAUUUGUAUGCUAGUUUCUACCUAGUAUGUGUGCAGCCUCCUCCAUUCCUCAGUCAUAGACAAUGAGGAAUGACCUGAAUAUUUGGGUGUGAGGGGAACUGGACCUAAAGAGUAAGUAUUGCAACUGGUAACAUUUGUGUACAAGGAUGAGUGCUUCCCUCGAGACAGAUUGGACAUUGGCCAUUCAUGAUGUCCAAAGAACCUCCUGAAUGUUCAUGUGGUGCCAUUUUUCUUCCAUUCCAUUGUUUCCAGCAAUAUUCAGAACAAUGCUGGUCAGUUGAGGCAUUUUCUAUCACACGAUGAAAGGAGAAGUUUGCAAUUUUAAAACUGGUAGCAAGAUUUGAACGUAGCCUCACUUCACAAAAAAUUAAAAGAGAGGUGAUAAGCUUACCUGUUGAGAAGAAAUGUUGCUAAUUCCGCGUCGCUCCUGAAUCCUCUCAGCUGCCUGAGGUCCCUUCGCUCUGCUUCUGUAUGCUAGUCUUUUGUCCAGUUGUUAGCAAAUGAGGGAUGGACUUUUUUUUAUGGAGGUAGAUAUUCCAGCAGCGUUUCAUCAAAGCGCCUGAACCCCAAGCUCAAGCCAAUGUGAGUGCAAAUGGUUGUUUGUUUGUAAGUGCCCUGCGAUUGGCUGGCAACCAGUUCAGGGUGUACCCCGCCUCCUGCCCGAUGAUAGCUGGGAUAGGCUCCAGCACGCCCCCGACCCUGGUGAGGAGAAGCGGCUCAGAAAAUGGAUGGAUGGAUGGAUGGAUGGAUGGAUUGUCGUCUCCUGUCUCUGAUUAGCUGCACUUGCCCGGGCACUGUGGCUUCUUAAGAAUCAAAGUAGAGGUAAAAGAUGGGAACAGAGAGUGAUUUUUUUUUUCUUUCUUUUUACAGAUCAUACUACUAACUGUCAGGUUUAUACUGACAGUAUUAAAAAAUGUGACAGUGUUUUGUUUUGUUUUUUUGUGGAAAACUGCAAACUUCCCCUUUUUUAAUGAAGGUAAAAGUGUUUAGGUGUAUAGCUAAAGUCAAAAUCAAGUUGACACUUGAGCUUUGUUGCUGAAGGGUCCAACAAUGGCUGGUAUACUUUAAUUUCCGCUCGUAUGGCUGGAUGGUUACACAAGGCUUGUCACCAUAAUUGCAGUGCUUCCUCUCCCCCAAAUAAUCUCCUAAAAUGAAGUUGCACAUUUAAAACCAACGUAUUUCAAAUAAACACACAAUGUAAGUUUGACAGAGCAAAAGGCUGAUUGUCUGUGAGAAAAUGUCAAUCGUUUGCCCAGCAGUUAGUUAUCAGGUGAAGAGAAACGGGACCUUUUUAAUGGCACUCAAUCUGGUUUUCAGUGUUUUAUUGUGUAGAACUCUAAAAGACAGAGUGACAUAACACACCAUAUAUAUGAUUGUACCAUACUGUAAAUAUGUACAGUGUUGCUUUCCAAUAUUAGAAUGUUUGUAAUGAUAAUGACUAUGAUGUACUUUUGUUAUGAAAAAGAGAUUUGUGAGUGCUUGUUCAGGGGAAGGGCAUACUGGACAAAAGUGUGAGGCGCUUUAUUUGUUUGAACGAACGAAUGUGGCAUGGGUAAGAAGCUUCAUCUUUGACUGACAGGCAACAGUGACCGCAGUUUCUACAUUAACUUGGAAUAAGUAGAAUGGACUUCAUCCGAUUUAAAUCCAGGAAUUUCAUUGGCUUCUUAAGUGUAAUUACACAGGCUCCUGCUGUACACAGUGAUUCCAUUAUUGUGGUUGAGCAUGCAGGAGUUAAAUGUGAAGUUUGACUGUUGGGGUGUAUAUACAGAUAUAUAUAUAUAUGGCACAGUGGACGACUGGUUAGCACAUCUUCCUCACAGUUCUGAGGACCGGGGUUCAAAUCCCGGCCCCCCCCCCUGUGUGGAGUUUGCAUGUUCUCCCCGUGCCUGCGUGGGUUUUCUCCAGGUACACCGGUUUCCUCCCACAUCCCAAAAACAUGCAUGAUAGGUUAAUUGAAGACUCUAAUUAUACACACACACACACACACACACACACACACACACAUACAUACAACUCACACUACAGGACCAUUUGGGCAGAUAAUCCCCUAAAAGUCAGCCCAGUUGUUUAAAUUUAGGGAAUGGAGAGUUGAAGUGAAGUAUUAAUACUAUAUUAUUAUUACUGUAUUAUUUACAGCCUUUCAAAAACAGAAUCAACGGCUAAUAAUUCAGAACACAGAUAACAUACAGAGUCACAGCCCAAUAAACUUUGAUUUAUUUAUCACUGCCAAACCCUUACACUGUAUAUCAAAAAUAAUAUAAUCUGACAGUAUGAGCACAUUCUACUCAUACUAAAUUUAUAAUUUCAUGGAUUUGGUGGAGUGCGCUUGAAUGGUGGCCUUUUGGAUGCCUUAUUUUGCUCUUGGUCUUUUUGUUGCUCUAUAGAGGCUAUUAUAAAGAGUAAAGUAUAUGUACAGGAAGUAUUUAUCUGGUCUUCAAAUGUCCACGCAUCACACACACUUUUAUUCUAACCAAUGAUUUUGUUAUCUCAAGUGGGGAAACAUUUUGCAGAGAAACAACUUUUUUUGCAGAAAUGGACAGUAUUGUUAUUUAUUUGAGUGGUAAUGUUCUGUGAUCUAAACAAAUAAGAAUGUGAUUGACUGACGCACCCUUGGUCUAUUUGGUUACAUAUUGUAUUUUAAUCAAUUACAAGGUUGCAACAUGAUUAACUAUCUCCCCAACAGAUACGGUUGGAACAGAUGCAACCCUCCAAUGAACUCAUUCACUGCCAGCAGUUUUAAUGCAUUUUGAUUGAUCUUUCAAAACAUACCGAAUAUAAUGUUGUUAUAACAUAAUCUCUGAACCUACCAAAGAAAGAAUAGACUUUCUUCUUUCAACAGAAAAAAAAGUUUGUUUCUAACUUUUUCCAUUCUUUAGUAAUUUGCAGAAGAACAUGGCUUGGUUUCAUCAAAAAUAUUGGUUUUCACACCAAAAAGCAUGGUAAACAAGCUUUUUGUAAAAAGAAAUAUGUCAAGCAGAACAAUACCUUUUGUUUAUGUGACAAAAGGUAAGUUAUAAAACAACAAGACAGAGAAAAGACUUUUGAUGGCAAAAUAAUUUAUUUCCAGAUCUGCAACUAAGAAACAAGCCGUGAGUGACAGUGAGUCACUGCAUUGAUCGACUGUGGCUUUUUUACAUGGCGUUCGCCAUUCACUCCAUGAGCUGCGUCAUCUUUUCUUGUGAUCGCGACACACAAUUUCUACUACAUAUCGCGACACAUAACUCUGUUCGAGUGUGAGUCACCUAAACUCGUCCGUCUUUCAACAUGUUGGCAUUUCUGUCUCAUAAUCGACGUGAAAAGAUGAGAUUCACCCCAUAAUCUUAAUCUUCAACUCAAAGGCUGUGCAGAUCUCAAAUCCAAAAGCGAUGGAACACCUCCAUCUACAGGCACGUUAGUCAUUAGAGUGGUUUAAAAACCUGAAUUUCACAGACAAGCGUUGCAAGACCCUCUUCCAUGCCUUACUUUCGAAAAACUUAAAUUAUGAAUAUAUUCAUCAGUGGCAGUAAAAAGUUGGAUUCCAGUAGACAAAUAUAUAUAUAUAUAUAUAUAUAUAUAUCCGUGGCAGUGAAUGAGUUAUGAUGCCUACACACUAAUUUUCAGUCUUUGUCCUCCAUCUUCCUUAAUGUGAAUGUUCAUGAGUGACUCUCAGUUGAACUUCUCACUUUUCCUUUCUUUGGCCACCAAACAAUGUUUAUUGACCACAAAGCCAGUUCCUUCUGCCAUGCUUGUUGUAAAGGGUGUAGGCAUUCUCAUGUCUUUCAUGUUGCUGUAAUAAAUAUGCUAAUAUUUCUAAUUUCUCA
Messenger RNA from Phyllopteryx taeniolatus (common seadragon), 7320 nucleotides. RefSeq names its product eph receptor A4b (gene epha4b). Gene Ontology annotation, biological process: axon guidance; cell surface receptor protein tyrosine kinase signaling pathway; protein phosphorylation. Gene Ontology annotation, cellular component: plasma membrane; neuron projection. The transcript is spliced from 19 exons. NCBI's taxonomy places the organism in Eukaryota, Metazoa, Chordata, Actinopteri, Syngnathiformes, Syngnathidae. Bases 62 to 3016 code for a protein of 984 amino acids. Gene Ontology annotation, molecular function: transmembrane-ephrin receptor activity; protein binding; ATP binding. The record is from RefSeq and is a predicted model, not a curated record.